GAUGCCUAGCAGUCUUUACUUCUUGGGCCUCUCACGAAACUCCAUAGCUAAAUCCUUCGUACUUUUUACCCCUUCUCGAUCUGUUUUUCUUAGAGUUGACGUCGGGUCUACGGUGAGCCCGGACCGAACAAGUUUGUUGCCAAGCCGAGAUCUCACUGGACUGGACGCCUUGCUGGUGUUACAGUGGCGGUUAAAUUGAAAAACGACAUGGUCCGAACCGAGAUGAGCAGCAAAGUACGGGAAUCCAUGGAGCCUGAGGGAGGCAAGAGGCCUAGAACAUAUAUAUGCACCGAGGGAACAGGCGCUGCACGUAUGGAAAUAAUCCCUACCCACCCCGAAUCGCUUCUUUUCUGACAAAUAAAUCCUCACACCUCCGGGUUCAAUUCUCCAAUCUCCAAUCCCAAAGAGACGAUGCGACAGCCUGCAUUGGGACCCACUCUUUUAGCCAGCCUGUGGGCAGCGGCGGCUGUGCACAGCGGCGCAUCCUUCCCGGCGACGCUCGAGGUCGACCUGAUCUUCCCGCGCAUGAACGAGACGUACCCGCGCGUCUACCCGUUCCCCGUCGUCUUCGCCAUCCAGGGCGCCUCGGCCGCCUGGCCGCACGAGCUCUCCUUCAUCUGGGAUGCCUUCGACGCCAACCGCACCACGCACGUCUCGGGAAUGCUGCCGGAUUUCUCAAAGGGUGGCAAUGCCUCUUCUCCCGACUUGGCGAUGGUGCCGUGGACCCAGGGCGAUCUCCCCGAGGGGAACGACCCGCUGUAUGUCAUCGCCGGCAUAGACCUGAUCGCCAACUCGUCCUCGUCCGCCUUCUCCAUGACCUGGGGCGCGCUCUUCCGCCGGAAUUGCACCGCCAAAGGCGUCGAAACCAGCACGGGCGGCUCCAAGCCGGACAUCGUCGGGUCCGUGCAAUGGAGGAUCGCCGACGACGCGCCGAAACUCAGCAUCGUGCCGGCGGACGGGUCGUGUCCGCGACCCGAGGACACGCGGACGCGGACGCCGAACACGCUGGGCCUCGCAGGCGCUGCCGAGGGAGACGCCACGUGCAUCGUGUUGGAGGACGGAGCAAGGCUGCGGCCGGAGCCGCAGCCGUGCGCGGUCAAGGCGUCGCCGGAGCUGGCGAGUAAGGUCACGCAGUCGAUGUUGGCUACGUCGAGGUGCACCGGGGUGUCGUGGCCGGACGAGAAGCUGGUUGGCCGGUGCGAGAUCAGCAGCAAGGAUGACAAGUCGGGGUCGUCGAGGCCCGGCCCUGCGGUCGGGGUUGUGGUGCUGGGGGUGUUAUCGUUUGCGGCAGGGUUUCUCGGCCUAGCUGUCUCUCCCGGGCGGGCAUUCUAGUCCCCUCCUCCCUUUUGAUUUUUUUGAUUUUUUUUUUUUUUGGACGAAUUUCUUUUUAGACUACCUGUGGCAAGUCUCUGCGUAGAACGGCAAGAUAGCUAUCGAAGUGGCUCUAUUUGGGGAACAAAAUGUUGAUAUAUUUGGUCACUAAUUAGUCUUCGGAAUAUGCCUCACGUUGUAACG
Messenger RNA from Phialemonium atrogriseum, 1515 nucleotides. RefSeq lists its product as uncharacterized. The record is from RefSeq and is a predicted model, not a curated record. The transcript has a single exon. NCBI's taxonomy places the organism in Eukaryota, Fungi, Ascomycota, Sordariomycetes, Cephalothecales, Cephalothecaceae. Bases 412 to 1332 code for a protein of 306 amino acids.